Messenger RNA from Wyeomyia smithii (pitcher-plant mosquito), 1878 nucleotides. RefSeq lists its product as uncharacterized. The transcript has 2 exons. Bases 1 to 1878 code for a protein of 625 amino acids. The record is from RefSeq and is a predicted model, not a curated record. Lineage: Eukaryota; Metazoa; Arthropoda; Insecta; Diptera; Culicidae.
AUGAUCUUUGGGAAAAAAAUCGGCAACGUCAUCAACGAGAUAGAGUCUCACGAGGAAUAUGAAGCAGAAGAAGAUUCACUCACCAAAGAGAGGAUACUCUUCGAAGAUCGGUAUUAUGAGAUGAAGGCAUCUUUGAUAGAUCGGAUCAAGGAGCGUCGAGAACCUGGUACAUCGGAACAGACGAUUCGGGGAGCUGAAAACACACUGGUGUCAUCGGGAGAGCAUGGCUGUCUUGAGGGAGAAGCCAAGGCAUUAAUUGAUUCAUUGAAGCUAACUAAGGGGAACUACACUAUCGCUUGGGAAACGCUACUCAAGCGAUAUAACAACAGUAAACUGCUUAAACUAAGGCAAGUGCAAGCUUUCUUUAAGCUGCCGGUUAUAUCAAAAGAGUCAUCAUCGGAACUUCAUAAGCUGCUGGAAGGGUUUGAUAGAAUCACUCAAACCUUGGAUCAAGUAAUUGAACCUGGUGACUACAAGGAUCUUUUGCUAAUUGAGAUUCUCAGCUCGAGGCUGGAUACCUACACCCGGAGGGGAUGGGAGGAACUGUCCUCUACUAAAGAAAAGGACACUCUCAAGGAUUUAACAGAAUUUCUUCACCGUAGAAUACGGAUAUUGGAAGCUAUACUCACUAGAAACACUGAUCCAAAACCAGAAGUAAUACCAGCGCCGAAGAAAAGGCCGUUUACCAUACGGGCCAGUCACAAUGCGAUACAAUCGUCAACUGCGAAAUGCUAUGCAUGCUCGGAUAGUCAUUGGUUACAUUUGUGUCCGACGUUUCAGCGUAUGGCAGCGGCUGGCCGGGAAAUAUUAUUACGCACACACUCGCUUUGCAGAAAUUGCUUCAGAAAGGGUCACCAGCCAAAGGAUUGUUCGUCUAAAUUUUCGUGCAAAAGAUGCAACGGUCGGCAUCACACAAUGGUUUGUUUUAAGACGGAAGCAGAUAGCAGUAAUAAAACUUCUCAGGUAGGAGAAACGUCGACCACACAGCAGAGCAAGGAGGCGGCGCUGACUGAAAUGAAACCGAAUACAAGGGUUGGUAAUGUCGCUGCUGUGAAGGUAACAGCCAAUGUUGCACAACAGCGUGAUUCAAGGGUACUUUUAGCUACUGCGGUUAUUAUCAUCGAGGAUGAUCAUGGUGUGAGGCAUACAGCGCGCGCCCUAUUAGAUUCAGGAUCCGAAUGCAAUUUUGUUUCGGAAAGAUUGUGCAAACAAAUGAACGUUGCCAAGGAAAGGGUAGAAAUCUCUGUGGUUGGAAUUGGUGCAGCUUCCGUUAGGGUGAAGCAUACGAUCCGCGUGAACAUCAGAUCGCGAAGCUCAACAUUUUCCGAGGUUAUGGAUUUCUUAGUAUUACCAAAAUUGACAUCAAAAUUGCCUACUGCAACGGUGCAGACUAUGGAAUGGGUUAUACCACAAGAGAUCGAGCUAGCGGAUCCGUCAUUCUUCGUUUCGAAUAGUGUGGACAUAAUACUUGGCAUUCAAUCGUUCUUCGGCUUCUUUCGGACUGGCAAGGUAAUGUCAUUAGGAGAAGGCCUACCACGGUUAACAGAAUCCGUUUUUGGGUGGAUAGUAUCCGGAGAGGCUGCAACAUUGAGUAAUUCGACGCAGAUCACCUGCAAUAUCGCGAUAUCUGACAAACUGGAGGAGAUGAUGGAAAGGUUUUGGUCCUGCGAGGAAGUAGGAGAUACACAUAAUUAUUCCCCUGGAGAAAGGCGUUGUGAGAAGCAUUUUAGUACCACUGUCCACCGAGGGUCGGAUGGACGAUAUACGGUUUCACUCCCAAAAAACGAAGACAUUUUGGCACGGUUGGGAGAAUCUAAGGACAUUGCGCUCAAACGUUUUGUCGGAUUAGAACGGCGAUUAUCUCGGGAUGAUAACUAA